GCCUCGGGGCUGGGGGCUGCUUUUCAUCGCCCACGAUGAGGAUCCGUCUGGCCAGAAGAUGGACCUGGGUCCGCAAAAGCUGCGUGUUUCUCGGUUUCUUGAUGAUCGCUUACUUUGUGGUCGAGCUGUCGGUUUCUUCAUUCGGUGCCUCCCUCGCCGGGGAGAGCAUCACCAAAGUGAAAUGGGAGAGGCGCUUUUCUGACAGAGCAGAAGAAGCUGUGGAUUUGGCUCGUCCAGUUUAUGACAAACCCCCGCCUGACUCUUAUGCCCCAGGAGAAUGGGGUAAGCCCUCUCGCCUGCAGCUGAGUCCUGAGGAAAAGAAACAGGAAGACGAGCUGAUUGAGAAGUAUGCAAUUAAUAUUUAUUUGAGUGAUAAAAUCUCUCUCCACCGGCACAUUGAAGAUAAUCGAAUGAGUGGCUGUAAAACUAAAUCUUACGACUACAGAAGACUGCCCACGACAUCUGUUGUAAUUGCUUUCUACAACGAAGCUUGGUCAACCUUGCUGCGGACCAUACAUAGUGUUCUCGAAACAUCACCUUCAGUGCUUCUAAAAGAAAUUAUACUGGUGGACGACUUGAGUGAUAAAGUGUAUUUGAAAGCUGAACUGGAAAAAUACAUAAGCAGCCUGAAAAGAGUUCGUUUGAUAAGAACGAACAAAAGAGAAGGAUUGGUUCGUGCCCGCUUAAUUGGUGCUACUUUUGCUACUGGUGAGGUCCUCACAUUUCUGGACUGUCACUGUGAGUGUGUCUCUGGCUGGCUGGAACCGCUCCUCGAAAGGAUUGCUGAGAAUGAGACCGUUGUUGUCUGUCCUGUCAUUGACACCAUUGACUGGAAAACUUUUGAAUACUACAUGCAAACAGCAGAGCCCAUGAUUGGGGGGUUUGACUGGCGGCUGACCUUCCAGUGGCAUUCGGUGCCUAAACACGAACGUCUCCGGCGCAAGGCUGAGACCGAUCCAAUCAGAUCCCCAACCAUGGCUGGUGGCUUGUUUGCUGUCAGCAAGAAGUAUUUUGAGUACUUGGGUACCUACGAUACAGGAAUGGAUGUCUGGGGAGGGGAGAACUUAGAGUUAUCAUUUAGAGUUUGGCAGUGUGGAGGCAUGUUGGAAAUUCAUCCAUGCUCCCAUGUAGGCCAUGUGUUUCCAAAGCGUGCACCCUAUGCUAGACCCAAUUUCCUUCAGAAUACGGCACGUGCUGCUGAGGUGUGGAUGGAUGAGUUCAAGGAGCACUUCUACAACAGAAAUCCUUCAGCAAGAAAAGAAAACUAUGGAGAUAUUUCUGAAAGAAAGAUACUGAGAGAACGUUUGAAAUGCAAGAGUUUUGACUGGUAUUUAAAAAAUGUAUUUGCUGAGUUGCAUGUACCGGAAGAUCGUCCUGGCUGGCAUGGUGCUAUCCGCAGCGCAGGAAUAGCUUCAGAAUGCCUCGACUAUGUCUUACCAGAACAUAAUCCUACUGGGGCUCACCUUUCUCUCUUUGGAUGUCAUGGACAAGGAGGCAAUCAAUUUUUUGAAUAUACAUCAAAUAAGGAAAUUAGGUUUAACUCUGUAACUGAGCUAUGUGCUGAAGUCCCAGAGCAUGAAGAUUACAUAGGUAUGAGAAGCUGCCCAAAAGAUGGAUCUCCUAUCCCAGAAAUUAUUAUAUGGUAUUUCAAAGAUGAUGGGACAAUUUAUCAUCCUCAUUCAGGAAAGUGCCUUACUGCUUAUCAUACAACUGAGGGGCGUGCUGAUGUGGAAAUGAGAACUUGUAAUGAUGGAGAUAAAAAUCAGAUUUGGAACUUUGAGAAGUAAUAACUGCUGGUAGUACAAAUCAAAUGGACUGUGAUCUCCAAGGUUUUUACAGAUGUGAGAGAUAGCAACACUUGAUUUUAUAGUUUGGAAAGUCUUCAGAUGUGUCUGUAGUGGUGUAGAAACAAUAUCUGCUGUGGUGAACUGUAAGGAAAGCAAAAGUAACUACUGGGGUUUAGUUCCUAAAAUAUUGAAUACAGAUUGGAUGCCUUUUAUUUUUGUAAAAUUUUGAUCCAUUAUUUUCUUACUGUGGCCUGUCUUAUGAUACAACAAAGGCUUUUGAGUGGACUGAGGAAGGAUUUUUUUUUUUUUUUUUAUAAACAUUAUACACAUUAAACCUGCGAGAUAACAAUACACGAAAGUAUAUUCUUGCUUUGAGCAGAAUGGUUGCGUUCUUGCAGUGGAAUAACUGACCUAUGAUGCAGAUACAUUGUAACAUAUGUAUCUAACUUCUAAGUAAUGCUACAGUAGCAUGUGAUUGAAUCAACCUUUAUGUGCAAAGUGGAAUCCUAAGCCUUGUACUAUUCAGUUUUCUGGGAAUUCAUGUGCUCUUAAAGGUUUCAUGCUGACAACUAGGUAUAUUACAUUGAAGAAAAGUGAGGGGGUUUUUAGUAGAUGGAGUGUGACACUGUUUUGCAGUCUUGUGCCUAUUCUGGAAAACUUACCUCAUGAGGGUGAAUCAGGAGCUUUCAUGCGUUUAGAAGAGUGUGGUAGCAGUGGAACCAAGGAUGUGCGGAUGAUACCACAAAUGGGAAGAGACAGGGAUUGCUACAAGUAAGAAUUCUGUUUAAAAGUAAUGGAAAAGGGAAAAAAGCACAGAAUUACAUUAGCUACUGCCAUUUCUUAGCUAUAUAUUUAAUAUUUAUGUUGCCUCUGUGUAAGUUUUCCCAUGUUAAGCCUGGCAUCCUAGGGACACAGUUCAUGUGACUAUACCAUGCAUCUUUUUUAUUUUUACUUUUUUUGUGGUCUGUCAGUGGGGAAAAGGAGGGGGACACAGAAGAAAACUUGGGCUGUUUUAGUUUGUGUCAUGUAUUUUGGUAACAGGUGGCAUUCAUCAGCCCUAGGCAGAGUGCACCACAUGCUGCCACUUUCUAGUCACAGUAGUGCCAUGGGAGACCUUGGAUAAGGUUGGGAAGCUGAAGUUCUUGAAGCAAAGGGAAUUGAAAAGGCAAAGGGCAGCUUGGAGGAAGCCAAGAUUUGUUGAUUAGGUGGUUCACAGAACUGCUUAUUUAGAAUGUUUUGUGUAUCCUGUUAUAUUGAUUUUUGAAGAACAUUGAUUCCUGAAUUGUGUCACUAAUCUGUUUUGAGCAUGAUUAUAGACAGUAGAUGUGAUAUAUUGUGUACUGGAAGAAAAAUACCUUCUGUUGGUAUAUGUGUUUUUAGCUUUUUAUAAUUUACGUUGAACACUUACCUUAAUGUUUCGGGCAUUCCAGCGUUUUUUAUUACUUUCACUGAAUUGAUAAAUGUUCUUCAGUAGCCACAGUGUAGGUCUGGUAGGUAGGAACUUGAGCUAGUGAGAAGUAACAAUCAUGGAUACUCAAGGAAUGGAGUAGAUGUGCAUUUGCUGCAGGUAUUAGUAAGUAAAAGGGUUAAAAGGGAGCAAGUGAGACCUGAAAAAGUGAAGAUUUGCCAAAAAUAAAGCAAGAGUAAACUAAGACUUAUUCUUGAGUUUUAGUGGUUUUAGAUAGUUGAGAGGUUUGUGUGGCAGCAGGGUUAGAUACAAGGGGAACAGAAGAAAACAGUUUGGAGCUGGGGAUGUAGCACUGAAUCAUACUAAAAAUACUUGCCACUGUGUGGCAUGGAUUGUUUUAAGUCUAACUUAUUUUUCAGAGGUUGCUUGCAAUUUUAUUUCCUUUUUUUUUUUUCCCCUCAAGCUGUUUGUUCUUUUUUUCUUAUUUCUUUUUGAAAAAGGGAACUUCUUUACUUCAUAAGGGAGACAUUCCUGAAAAAUUCCAUUCUGCAUUGCAGCAAGGAAUUAUUUCAUGGACCUACAAGUUAUGAACCAUUUAUCAAAUUUUAAAAGGCAGCCAGUCAUUAUGUACUGGGGCAAUAAAUUAUACAAAGUAUGUGCAUUUGUGAAAAGCUUGCUGUAUACUGUUACAUUCAAUAGAAAUUACAGGAUAAAGGCCUGGGUUCUCCUACAUAGCAGAGCAUAAGUUGUACGUGCAAUGUGUGUUUCCUCAAAUCAAAGUAAUUAAAUGGUGUGAAUAUAGACUAUGCAACUUUUAUACAAUUAAGUUUUUUAGGACAUGGCAAAAAACUACAUUUCAUAUAAAGAACUACCUUCCUGUUAAAACUGACAUUCAAAGUGUUCCUUAUAAAUUUAAGCAAUAAGUCUAAAUGGAUCUGCCUCUUAUAGUUUGAAAAGCUAUUCUUUCUGUAUGUAUCUGAACCCUUCCGCCUUCUCCCUGCCACCUCUCAUUCUAUUUUUGUGGUUCUUUAAAAAGUAAAAGGAAAAAAAUAAGAAAGCAAGAAAAAAACAAAGCAAACAAAACAACAAAAAAUGUGGCCCUAGAAAUAAUAAGUGUCAUUUAUUCCCAAUUGGAAUAAAAAAUGUCAAGGGUGGGAGAGGGGCUACAGAAGGAGAGAGAAAGAAGAAAAAAAAAACCUUGCCAUUUCAAGUUCUGCUAGUUUUGAACUGAAUUGCAGCAAUUCCACAGAAAUACUCCAAUCCAAGUUUCUUGGGGUUUUUUUGGGUUUUUUUGUUUGUUGGUUUUUUUUUUUUAGAUUGUACAGAUUUCUGGAAAAUCUGAAACUCUGAAAGAUUAUCUGUGCUGUUUGAAAAUUUGGGGAAUACUUGUAUGUAUUUUGAACUACUGAUUUUAAGUGACUUAAAAAAUUGAAUGUAAACUUAACACUGAGUAAAUGUGGGAGGGCUUUGGGGUUUCUUUUGAGAAAAUAAAAUCCAGAAUGAUAAUUAAAUGUUUGCUAGUGUGCUAACUCUCUUCAGUUCUUUUCCAAUUGUGUAAGUACAUACAGUAUACAAUAAAA
Molecule: messenger RNA, 4775 nt
Organism: Apus apus (common swift)
Lineage: Eukaryota; Metazoa; Chordata; Aves; Apodiformes; Apodidae
Gene: GALNT4
Product: polypeptide N-acetylgalactosaminyltransferase 4
Exons: 2
Coding region: 36-1787 (583 amino acids)
Cellular component (GO): Golgi apparatus
Source: RefSeq, a predicted model, not a curated record